Letharia lupina is the source of this 228-nucleotide messenger RNA. RefSeq lists its product as uncharacterized. The transcript is spliced from 2 exons. The record is from RefSeq and is a predicted model, not a curated record. The coding region runs from base 1 to 228 and encodes 75 amino acids. Lineage: Eukaryota; Fungi; Ascomycota; Lecanoromycetes; Lecanorales; Parmeliaceae.
AUGGAAAUCGACUCGGAGACCUUGGAAGUCGGCCUAGAGAUUGACUUCGACAAGCUUCUCGCUUCCGACGAAAACCCCUCGGUUUAUGGUCUUCUCCUCAAAGUGUCCCGCGAGAUCGCAUAUCUUGCGUGGCGCUAUCCGCAUUGCCUCCAGCCAGAACCAAUAUGUGAGGAGUUGCAAGACCGCAACGAACCUUUUCUCGUGGGCUUCACGCCGGACCACGUCUGA